Messenger RNA from Phialemonium atrogriseum, 1516 nucleotides. Its product is annotated as aminotransferase class-V. The transcript is spliced from 4 exons. The record is from RefSeq and is a predicted model, not a curated record. The coding region runs from base 88 to 1425 and encodes 445 amino acids. NCBI's taxonomy places the organism in Eukaryota, Fungi, Ascomycota, Sordariomycetes, Cephalothecales, Cephalothecaceae.
GUAGAUGUCUCCGCAGCUUCACCACUUGCCUCACGCUCCCUUUCGUUUCGACUACUUGGCUUAGCAGCGUGACCGCAAAUCCACACCAUGUCCUCUCAAGCUUCAUUAGAUAUCAACGAGGUGAGGGAGAGCUUCCCCUCAUUGAGCAGCGAUCAAGUCUUCUUCGACAACGCCGGAGGAAGCCAGGCUCUGGGAACAGUAGUCGACCGGAUCCGAGACUACCUACUACACUCCAACGUCCAGCUCGGCGCCAGCUAUGCAACCGGCAAGAAUUCCACGGCCCGGUACGCUGAAGGCUAUGCCGCGGCUGCGAAGUACAUCAACGCCUCCAGAGACGAGAUAGGCAAGUUUGACACACACACACCCCUCCCCACCCCCCUUUUUUAUGGGCGACUUCCGCCCUUAGUACGGUCCUCCCGUCUUACAUCCGUCCCAGUGCUCGGGUCGUCGACGACGCAGCUCUUCCGGAACUUGUCCUUCGCCCUCUCGUUCGACGAGGGCGACGAGCUGGUGGUGUCAGCGGUAGAUCACGAGUCCAACAUCGAAGCCUGGGUCGAUGUUGCCGAGCGUCAGAAGUUGGUGGUCAAGUGGUGGAAGCCGGAGGCAUCAGCGACAGACCCCGGAUCCAAGGCGAACCCCAAGCUGACGCCAGAGAGUCUCAAGGGUCUUCUCAGUGAGAAGACGAGGCUUGUGACCCUCACGCAUGCGAGCAACAUCCUGGGCACCAUCCACGAUAUCAAGGCCAUUGCGGAGACGGCCCAUGCGCACAGCCCCAGAGCCCUCGUCUGCGUCGAUGCUGUGGCUUAUGCGCCGCAUCGCAAGAUUGAUGUCAAAGAAUUGGGAGUUGACUUUUAUUCCUUCUCUUGGUAUAAGGUGUAUGGGCCUCAUAUCUCAUUGCUCUACGCGAGUCCCAACGGGCUAUCGCAGGUGCGAUCGUUUGGACAUUUUUUCAAUGCACACAAGACGCUCGAGGACAAGCUCGGCCUUGCGGGUGCCAGCUAUGAACUAGUAUAUGCUAUACCCGCGGUCACAGAGUAUCUAAGCCCCAGUGACGGUCCUUCCAAGUGGGACGGGAUCAUCCGGCAGGAGACGAUACUCCAGGAGACACUGUUGGGUUAUCUCAACGCGCGGGAUGAUGUGACAAUCUGGGGGGAGACCAGUCCUGACGCACGGCUUAGGGUGCCAACGAUCAGUUUCACGGUCAGGGGUUGGAAUUCCAAGGAUCUGGUUGAGACGGUGGAGAGGCAGACAAACUUUGGAUUUAGGGCCGGAACCUUCUAUUCGGUCAGGCUGGCGAAGGAGAUACUUGGACUUGUGGGCGAAGGCGAUGUUGUGGUGAGAGUGAGCAUGGUUCAUUACAACACAGUUGACGAGGUAAAGGCUCUGAUCUCAGCACUAGACAGGGUGCUCGCCAAGAAGGCAUAAAUCUCUGGGCGCACUCCAAGCAUAUGGCAGUUUGAUAAGUCGGAGUGUGAGGAUCAGUUAUGGAUUUGUACGCUGCAUACACCAAGUCUGG